GACGUGUGCUGUCACCGGUCACAGUUAUUUAUAAACGUAAUCAGUCAUUCCGUAUGUCAACAAAUGUUGACAAAAAUUGACAGUUGAAUUUUCAAAACACUUUGACAUACGUGGAUUUUGAGAAAAUUCAUUCUUGUCUUAUUGAUUCACUGGAACAAUCGGGUCCAAGUGCAACAGAGGUUACUUUCAAUAACGCCAGCAAGUGUUUUUUUUCCUUUUACUAUUUGCAACCAAGGAUUAAAUUAAAAAUCAAUAUAAUAAGUCACGAUGUGUGAUGAUGAGCAAGAUGAAUUGAACGAUCAAUUACCCGAACUUCCAAAAACUGCGGUUUUGGUACAUAGCCUACCAUUACCAAAUGAAACACCAACAGUAAAAGGUUAUGACUGGAAUAAAGGUAUUGACUACCAUGAACUUUUCAAAAGCUAUCAACACUCUGGUUUCCAAGCCACCAAUUUUGGGCUUGCCGUUGCGGAAAUACAGAAAAUGUUGGAUGCACGAAAAGUACCGUUGACCGAUGAACAAAUUGAUUGGUCCGAGCAGGAUGAAUUCAUUAAAAGAAAAACUCCUUGCACAAUUUUUCUGGGAUACACUUCUAACAUGGCUUCGUGCGGAGUUAGGGAUACAAUCAGAUUUCUCGUUCAGCACAAAAUGGUCGACUGUAUAGUAGCAUCUGCUGGUGGCGUAGAGGAAGAUUUGAUAAAAUGUCUUGCGCCAACUUACAUAGGAGAAUUCGAGAUGCAAGGCAGACGCCUGAGGGAAAGAGGCAUCAAUAGAAUUGGUAAUCUUUUGGUCCCGAAUGAUAAUUAUUGCCUUUUUGAGGAUUGGAUUAUGCCCAAAUUGGACGUCAUGAUGAAAGAGCAGAAAGAAAAGGGGACUGUUUGGACUCCCUCCAAAGUAAUAACGAGAUUGGGUGAGGAAAUCAACAAUCCAGAAUCAAUAUACUAUUGGGCAGCAAAAAACAAUAUUCCAGUUUUCAGUCCCGCUCUAACAGAUGGCAGUCUCGGAGACAUGAUGUUUUUCCAUUCUUAUAGUAACCCCGGCUUGAUCAUUGACAUAUUAUCAGAUCUGAGACGACUGAACACAAUGGCGAUGAAGGCAAUCAAUUCAGGGAUGAUAAUCGUAGGAGGUGGUCUCGUCAAACAUCAUAUUUGUAACGCUAAUUUGAUGAGAAACGGAGCUGACUUUGCGGUUUUCUUAAACACGGCUUCGGAGUUUGACGGUAGUGACAGUGGCGCGCGUCCUGACGAAGCGAUAUCUUGGGGAAAAAUUCGAAAAGAUGCAGAACCGGUUAAGAUUUACGCGGAAGCAUCACUCAUCUUUCCACUCCUCGUGGGUGAAACUUUCGCUCGCGAGUAUCAUUCCUCGCGCGAGCGCACAGUUUCGGAUGUUUAGGAAAAAUCUCGACCAAAUACAUUUCAAGUAAAACAACAAAAAAA
Molecule: messenger RNA, 1436 nt
Organism: Venturia canescens
Lineage: Eukaryota; Metazoa; Arthropoda; Insecta; Hymenoptera; Ichneumonidae
Gene: Dhps
Product: Deoxyhypusine synthase
Exons: 7
Coding region: 268-1392 (374 amino acids)
Biological process (GO): peptidyl-hypusine biosynthetic process
Cellular component (GO): cytoplasm
Molecular function (GO): deoxyhypusine synthase activity
Source: RefSeq, a predicted model, not a curated record